AUGGGAAAGCAGAGUAUUGAUAUGCGUUGGCGGCGUCACUCUCAGAGGCCCUUCUUCUUGUCCCCUCCUCAGACGACAACCGCGCACUCCACGCCAUCGGCAGAGGAGUCGGAAUCAGUGGCGGUGGCGGCAUCUGGGGCUCUGCCGAGGGCGUGGGACUUCUCCAUCCGCUCGGCGAAUUCGUCAUGGUUGGGUGAUACGCUAUGGAGGAGUGUCGCCAUUGGCGACGGCGGGACUGGGGGCAGCGGACCGGAGGAGGAGAAUGAGGAGGACAUGGUGACUGUUGUGACUGUGGUGGCAAUGGUGGUGACAGUCAAUGGACCGCCAAGCGCCCAGCGCACGUGCUAG
Molecule: messenger RNA, 348 nt
Organism: Penicillium canariense
Lineage: Eukaryota; Fungi; Ascomycota; Eurotiomycetes; Eurotiales; Aspergillaceae
Exons: 1
Coding region: 1-348 (115 amino acids)
Source: RefSeq, a predicted model, not a curated record